This is a messenger RNA of Mya arenaria, 1401 nucleotides long. RefSeq lists its product as uncharacterized. The transcript is spliced from 11 exons. The record is from RefSeq and is a predicted model, not a curated record. The coding region runs from base 338 to 1258 and encodes 306 amino acids. NCBI's taxonomy places the organism in Eukaryota, Metazoa, Mollusca, Bivalvia, Myida, Myidae.
CUUAAAUUGUGUCAUAAAUAGGUUGCGAACCCUUCGUUAACGGAUACGUGUGUGCUACUGUUUGCGCAUUAAUUGAUCCAGAAAAUAAACUUAAACAGCUUGUCGGAGUGGAGCGAUUGGGAAAAACAGUAACAUGUGAAGAAAAUAAGGCUGCAAAACAGAGAAAGUAUGGCCAUGCUCUACAAGCUGUGAAUACCAGUGCAAGUGUUUAACAACAAACAGGGACAAUUUUAUUUAAACCACUCACCCACUAAAGAUAAGGAGGAAAGGACCGGUUUACCAACGGCGACCAAUACAAAAGAAAAAAUGAACCAGAACGUAUAAAUGCAAAUACAAGAUGAUCACUUUGGUUAUAUAUUUACAGAUUUUGACUAUAGCAACCGCUUCGAGCCCCCAUUACAAAAGCCUCAGUGAAAAUACCAGCUCAUCUGAAAGUUCGGUAACACACAAACCGAUUCUGACUGGGAUAGCUGUGAAUCAAACGAUCGCACUGACUUGUUACAUUUAUGGAGGUUCGGCCGGCUCAGUUGGCUGGUACAGGAACAAAGGUCGAAAGGUUAUUUCCAUUGGUUAUGUCAACAACAGCUGUGAAACAAGUCCUCCUGAGCUGCCGUUUUCAGCGAAGUGUCUAUGUUUGAAUAUAACCGUGUAUAGUUGUACGCUGACAGUGGAUCCGUCAAUGCAUAACGGGGACGAAUGGGAAUGCUCGAUUGCAGAUAAUGGGUUAUCUAUCAAAAGCAACGGAAUAAGGAUAGGAGGAUCCAACGUUAGCCGGACUGAAACAGGGAAGGAAGGUCAUAAACAAGAAGAAGAAGGCCAUGAACUAGAAAAAGAAAAGAAUUAUAGCAUUGGUUGUUGGCUGGGAGGGUUCUUUGUAAUGCUGCUCUCUGGAAUCGCGAUUAGAAUUGCGAUCAUUUGCUUCAUCUUGAAGAAAGAUUACUGCAAUUUACGAAGACGUUUAUUGAAUGAUAAUGAAACAGAUCAUGUUCCUAAGGAUGAUGGCAUUCCAGCUGAUAAACAAGGAUUAAUGGAAAAACAUGACAAUGAAAUUCCAGAAACCAAUGAUGCAGCUUUAGAGAAUGGUGGGACCCAUGCAUACGACACAGGAGAGACAGGACGUUUGACAAGCUUAGUGGAAUAUUUGCAGAACUGUUUCCAACAUAAACCAGUGAGCCGUGAAGCAGAUGAAGCAUCCAAGGCCUUCACUGAGCUUUGCCAACUCCACAAUGAGGAUGAGGACAAUAUGCAGGACGUGUAGGCCACACAGCUCAGUGAAGGCCAUGACUUCAUAUACCCAACACACAUGCCUUAUUGUUCAUGCUUUGAUUGAUCUUGUAGUUAGUUUGUAUUCAUUCCAAAUUGUAUAUUGACAUUAUGAAUUUAACCCUAAGCAGAAUUUAA